Molecule: messenger RNA, 2629 nt
Organism: Platichthys flesus (European flounder)
Lineage: Eukaryota; Metazoa; Chordata; Actinopteri; Pleuronectiformes; Pleuronectidae
Gene: lrrc24
Product: leucine rich repeat containing 24
Exons: 4
Coding region: 26-1882 (618 amino acids)
Molecular function (GO): protein binding
Source: RefSeq, a predicted model, not a curated record
UGUGGCGGUCUGCCGCGAAGCCACGAUGGCCCCCCUGUGGUCCCCCAGACUUAUCCUGCUCGUACUCGCCCUCGUCCCUCAAGCGUGUAUGGCGUGCCCCCCCGGCUGUCGCUGCUACAGCCUCACAGUGGAGUGUGGAUCUCUGGGGAUCAAAGAAAUCCCGCAGGGCGUCCCUUCGUUCACAGAGACCAUCUUCCUCCAGGACAACGCGAUAGUGCAGAUCCGUCUUCAGGACCUAACUCGUCUCGGCAGCCUCCAUUACCUGUACCUCCAGAACAACAGCAUCUCAGCACUUGAGCCCGGAGCCUUUCUUAGCCAGGGGCAGCUUCUGGAGCUGGCCCUCAACGGUAACCUCAUCCACCUGGUCACCCCUGACAUGUUCAGGGGUCUGGAGCACCUCCGGAUCCUCUACCUUGCAGGCAACCAGAUCACUCGAGUCCAGGACCAAACCUUCAGGGGACUGCAGCGUCUGCAGGAACUCCACCUGCAGGAAAACAGCAUUGAGCUGCUGGCAGAGCAAGCCCUGUCUGGCUUGUCAUCUCUGGCUCUGCUGGACCUCAGCAGAAAUCACCUCCGCACCCUGGGAGCAUCGUCCCUCAAACCGCUUGUCAGCCUGCAGGUGCUGCGUGUCACAGAGAAUCCUUGGCGCUGUGAUUGCGCUCUUGGUUGGCUAAGGACGUGGAUCAGCGAAGACGGUCAGCGACUGCUGAGCUCUGCUGAGCAGCGUCAGCUCAUGUGUUCGGAACCACCUCGCCUCUCCCACCUCAGCCUGGUGGAGGUGGCUCCCAACAGCCUGGUUUGCAUCCCCCCUGUGGUUCAGCUGGAACCUAGUCAUCUGACUGUGCGACUAGGGGAGAGUCUCAGAGUCUCCUGCCAGGCCUCAGGAUACCCUCAGCCUCAGGUGACCUGGAAGAAAGCGUCCCAUGGCAAGGCCCAGUUAUCCCCUCGAGGACUGGUUCAAGAGCUGGGACCCAACGGUGAGCUCUUCAGGCCUGGAGCUGGAGGAGUGGUAACUGCCCUUCCCAGUGGUGGAGGGAUUAAGGUGGGAGGUGUUGGUGGGAUCCAGGGACUUGUGCGUGGAACUGAGGAGGGUGGAGAGAGGGACAGCUUUGACCCGGACAUGGGCAGUGGCAUGUUGUUUCUCAGCAAUGUGACUGUAUCUCAUGCUGGACGCUAUGAAUGUGAGGCCUGGAACCCAGGUGGUGUAGCCAGAGUUACCUUUCACUUAGCUGUCAACAUGUCCUCUUCUUCAUAUUCCACCCAGUUCUGGCCUCGUUUGAACUCACACUCCUUUGUUUCCUCUUCGUCUAAUUCCUUCUAUCAACCAGAUGUUCUGGAUGUGAGUCAAGAGCCGCUGUAUGAGCAGGACAGCAUGGAUUUUAGCGCUUUGGGCCCUGCCACACAAACCGCCAUUGCGAUCGGCAUCUCCCUGCUGGCACUCACUGCUGUUCUCCUCCUGAUUAUGAUCUACACUCGCCACCAGCAGUUUCAGAAAGAGGAAGGGGGUUCCUACUGUACGAGUAAGGAGGAGAGCAUCCUUUACGUGAACGACUACUCUGACGGACCCACAACCUUUGCCCAGCUGGAGGAGUACCGCGAUGACCAUGGCCAUGAGAUGUACGUCCUCAACCGAGCCAAGCCCGUUUUGGGGUCCACUUCAUCCAGGUGUCCCAUGAUGAGCGGGUAUGUUCAGCAGAAAGGGAUGAAGGAGGCGCUGCUGGAUCACGAAAUGGUGCAAACACUUACCAGAUCAGGAGGAAUGGGGCUUCGCAGACACCCAGCAGACGGAGGCGAGGGGCCCCUGACAACGGACCCGGAGGAGCUCUUCCUCAGCCAGAGUCUCCUCUUCGGAUCACAGGUUGCCUACGAGAUUCACUGCUAAGGGGUUGUGAUUGUGUUCUUACACAAAACAAUACGUUGUUGGACUUAAUUAAAGACAAUGAAGGAAAUAUUGUGAAGUAAUUGCUAUGUGGUCUUCAACAGAGGGGAGAGGGUCAGUUAGUGGUUGCUUGGGGAAAACUAGAUCACAAUGAGCCUCUCAGAGAUCCUCAUCUCACGGAUUGUACAAAAUUAAGAUGAGAGUGAUGAACUGUGGAAACAUAACAACUGAAUAAUCCCUUUCUGUCUCCACAUCAACCCUUUAGAGAUACAUUUAGGUAGCUAACCUUAUCAGAAAUGGUUACGGAUUCAAAACAGCCUUUCAUAUUUUGUAUUUAUGAUUUAUUUUAGGCUUUGUGUGUUCUGUGUGUGUUCUGUGUAAAUAUGAUAAUAGAGCAAAUUUUCACUGUGAAGUGCAGUUGUUGUUUGGUGGACCCUGUUGCCAAUUAGAAUUUGACCUAAAUGAAUCUUACUGAAACUGCAUAGUCAUUAUUCAUAUGAGUUAGCGGGCGACGGUGGGUGGAUUCGUUUAACGAGGUUCAUUUGGAAUGCAGCUGCAGGUCUUUUUUAAACAUUUUGUUUUUACCGUAGCAUUGUUUUCCUUGAUGUUAACGUUUCAUCUUUUUUUCUACCUAUUUGUCCAAACACUAGGAAAUAACAUGCCCAUUGUCUGAACUGGAAUCGCUGGUGGAAUGAACUGCAUUAGCAUCAGUUUGUAACGACCAUUUACAUUUGUGUAAUUAUUGCAGGA